Sordaria macrospora k-hell is the source of this 1005-nucleotide messenger RNA. RefSeq lists its product as uncharacterized. Gene Ontology annotation, cellular component: membrane. Gene Ontology annotation, biological process: intracellular zinc ion homeostasis. Gene Ontology annotation, molecular function: signaling receptor activity. The record is from RefSeq and is a predicted model, not a curated record. Lineage: Eukaryota; Fungi; Ascomycota; Sordariomycetes; Sordariales; Sordariaceae.
AUGACAGCCGGAGACUCGGGAUCCGACCCCCGGCAGCCCGACGCCUCGCUCCGGGAACGCCGCCGCCCCUCAACCGCAUCGACCGGUUCCGCCGAGGUAUUUGCUUCCGCCGCCGACUCCCUGUUGGAAACCGCCAAGGAUGUUGAACAACGGGUCGAGGACGCCCUGCUGAUGCUAUGGGAUGAACUCCCCCAUUGGCGCCGCGACAACCACUUCAUCCACACAGGCUACCGCAGCACUUCCAACAGCUAUCAGAAAUCCUUCUGGUCCAUCUUCUACCUGCACAAUGAGUUUGUCAACGUCUGGACUCAUCUCCUGGGCGCCAUCCUGUUCACCUUUGGCGGCUUCUUUCUGUACAACGUCAUUGCCCCGAGAUAUGAGCCCGCCUCCGAGUCGGACGUGCUCGUCUUUGCCUGCUUCUUCUUGGGCGCUUUCUGCUGCCUGGGAAUGAGCGCGACUUACCACACCCUGAGCAACCACAGUCCCGCGGUGGCCAAGUGGGGAAACAAGCUGGAUUACACCGGAAUCGUCUUUCUCAUUGUCGGAAGCUAUGUGCCAACCAUGUACUAUGGCUUCUUUUGUUAUCCUAAUUUGCUGACCUUUUACCUGGGCACGAUCUGUCUCCUGGGUCUUGGAUGCAUCACCGUCUCUUGGUUUGAGCAUUUCCGCACUCCCGCCUGGCGCCCUUACCGCGCCAUGAUGUUCGUCGGUCUCGGCGCAUCCGGAGUCGUUCCCAUCCUUCAUGCCUUGACCUUCAACUCUUUCGCCCAGUUGGAUGACCGCAUGGGCCUCAGAUGGGUCAUGCUUCAGGGAGCCAUGUACAUCUUCGGUGCCUUCCUCUAUGCUGUCCGGUUCCCAGAAUGCCGGUAUCCCGGCCGUUUUGACAUUUGGGGCAGUUCCCAUCAGAUCUUCCAUGUCUUUGUGGUUCUGGCCGCAGCCACCCACUUGUAUGGCAUAGCCAAGGCUUUCGACUACCAUCAUGCAGUCAUGGGAGGCACUUGCUGA